GGGAGGGGAGAGGAUGGGGGUGCUUUCUCUCUGUGUCCCAAACAAAGUGUCACAAAGAGCUCGGCCCGCGGCAGCCGCGGAGGCGGCUGUAACUCCGCUUUUGUUCUCCUGGCCCGGGGUAGCUGAGCUCUGGCCUCCCUAUCUCCCAACCCUGCCCCCAUCCUCCUCCUGGAUUAUUUUCCGCGGGUGGAGUGUGGGGUGUGCUGGUGGAGUCCCUCGUGGGAGAUCCCAGGUCCUGCUCCGCUUGCCUCCCGGUUUUUGAGAGGGGUAUUUUCCCAGGGGGUCUCCUACGCCCACCUCCCAGCCUGAGAACUGAGGCUCGUACAGGCACCAACACUGACUUUUUAUGGGCCAGCUCUAGUUAAAGGGACUUAAGGCUGUAUAUAUGCACCCCCCGCCCCCCAAUCCAGGCGCCUUCAGAACUUUCAGAAUCGGGGUCAAGUUAGGACAUGCUAGAACAUGGGUCUAGGAUAAGAUUGUGUGUGUGUGUGGGUUGUACCUCCCUCUCACCUCUCGAUAGUUAUUUGGGAGCCCAUGACUGAAAUUUCAUGCCCCCCUAUCCCUUUUCCAAGAACUCACUCCGAAAAGGUGUCAAGGUUCAGUGUAGUGUGGGGUUGUAGCCGCUCUCAGCAGUGAGGGUCAGGGAGCCAGGGAGACUCUGAAAGUGAGUUGUUACCAUGUGUGUGUUCUCCAGGUGGUCUUGACUCUGGACAGUCUAAUAAGCCCCUUUUCCAUUUAAUCUCAUCUGUCGAAGUGGUUCAUAUUCAUUAGCUAAUUUAGGAGAGGGGAGAUUGCCAAAAAGGAAAGAAAAAAAAAAAAUCAUGUGUUGGGGAUGACCAGAGGCAGAGGCCUACUUACAGCUAGGCCCCAGGGACCCUGAUCCUUUGCUACUGAACACUUGACCUUAAAAUAUUUCGAAUCACAAGAUUUGGGGUGGGGGCGGGGGAAUCUUCUUGGUCCUUGUUCUGUAAGUCUUCACCAUCCGUGUCCCCCCCCCCCCCCCCCGGAAGGUUUGGUGGUCCAUACCCUUUGCCUCAGCUCUCCUAGCAUGUAAAAGUAAUUGGCCUGUUGCUUUGGAAAUAUUUCUAAUUUGUAACGCCGGUCCUGCAUCUCUGCAAAAAUACAAACAGGAGCAAGAUAACCCCUGACUCCCUCUGGGUGUGGAAAGUAGGUCAGUGCUACUCUCUGGCCAAGGCUCAGGGGUGGUGUUUAAGCCUUGAGUAUAGAAAAAUGUGAGGAUUGUCCACAGACAAUGCAUGUCUGACUUAGGUUCCAAACCGGGUCACAGACUCUGUCUCUGUUGGUGCUCUUCCCUAUUGAGAACAAUUUAUGAGAUCUGGUGCCUGAGACCUGGUUUGAUGGAGAGAUACGGAAGCCAUCUUGACUGGGCCUAGGAGGUCUCGGUGGAUUUUACUGAUUUUAGGCCACCUUCUGGGAAACUGCCCCUGAGGAGAAAUUCAGCUUCUAUUUGUGCCUUCUCAUGUGUCGCUGCUUUCUGGAAACUGCUACAUGCAAAAGUGUGGGGUUUGUUGUUGUUCAGGGGAGGAAGCCUUGCUCUGUUUCUGCUCUUUUUGCCUCAGAUAUUAGGCCAUUUUCCUAAGAGACAUUUUGCUUGGUGUUUUACAGGCAGUUUUAGAGGCCCUAGAAUCUUCUCAGGAUCAGAAUAUGUGCCCAUAGGUUAGUCAGCUAUGACCAUGCAGUAUUCACACACACACACCACACACACACAUACACACCCCUCCCAGCCAUCUGCUUCCUCUGAAUAUACCAGAUUGGCUGUACACCAGGAUGUUCCGGGAAUCCCCAGGAAAGCAACAGAAUGUGAUGGACUCAAAUACGAUGCCUCAGUAACUCAUUCCAGGAUGUACAAACUGUAACUGUUAUGACAUUCUGUAUAGCUAAUUAAAAAUUUUCUAGGUAUGUGUAUUUUCCAUUCUAUUCUCAAUGACAUCCAAAAGGCCAAAGUAAUUCCUCUGAUACCUACCCCUCCAUAGCUUCUCUGAUACUCCUCCAUAGUUCAUAUAGGACUCGCCCCCCCCCCCAUUCACUAGUUUCUGUGUCCUCUCUAUGGUGCUAAAAUGGCCAAUGUGGCCUCUCUAGCACUUCCUAGCUGUCUGUGAUACCGAGGUAGCCAAAGUGGCCACUCUAGUAGCCCACUGCACUCUCCAUGGUACUGAAGGAAUGGCCAUUUGUUUUCACUUCUCUUGGGGGGUGGGGGGGGCAGAAGAGUCUUAUGACUUUAAAAACCACACAACUUUCAAGUUGGCAGGGACUGCAAAUGUAAAUUUAUUAUAACUCAUUUCAUAGACGGUAAACUGAGAGAGUAAGUGAUUUACCCAAGGUUGUAAGACACAGGCUUACAAUAGCCCUGUACCCCUUAUAUCCACUCUAAUUCACCUGUAUGCAGUGAGCCUGGCCAGGCUAUUGGUGCCAAUUAAGGGCUUAUUUGGAGGCUCCAUGGGACAAGCCUGGAUGCCUGAAUCUGGACCUACAGAAACACACAUAUUAAGUGACGGUGGUUGUCUAGUGAUGCUUGGGCAGGGCAUUUUGUAACUUAUCUGUUAAUGCUCUCAAAGGUCAGAUUCUGCAUGUAACAGGUGUUUGCCCCUUCAGAGAGUCUUGCCACAUCCACUCAGCGUUGAAAAUUAAAGCUUUGAACCCCAGACUCUUUUCUUUGCUGAUAAAUAAGCAGGGCUAACUCCUGGCCCAGUUUGCUUCAAUUAAAGAUUUGUAAGUAAAGUAAUGCUUGAGUCCUUUUCUUUCUUAGUAACCCAUUUCAGUUUCAUAAUUCUCAUUGUAAGGAAGUUCUUUAUCAAAUAUUAUGUCUGAGGUUUUAAAAAAAAAGAAGCUAGGCCCAAGUUCAUUUAGCCUGAACAAGAUACAAUUCUACAUGGAAGGAGGCAGGUAGAUGGGAUGACUUCUGGUCAUCCCCUGAAGUCUAAUUCCAUGACCUUGUCAGCAGUGAAAUAUCAGGAGAACCUCCCCUCGCCACCCUCUCCCUCUCCUCUCCUCUUCCCUGCCCAAUACAGCACUUGUCAGGGAUAGGGAAUUUUAGAUGGAGAAUUUUAACCCCUUCCUGCUCGGAGCAUGUGUGGAUCCCCCUAUCUGUGCAGAUGGCAAGGCCCCGCCCCCCGUCCCUCACUCCAGCCUCUUGAGCUCCGAGCCAGUGUAAUCCUCCUCUUGUGUGAGGAAGCCUCUCCCCUGCAGAGAGGAGGAAAGCCUGCCUCGGAACAGCUCUGGACAAAGGGGCUGAGAUGCCCCGUCAAACCACAGCCUCCAAGCGCCUCCGCACCUGUUGCCUUCAUUAGCAGCUUUCCUUCCUCCUCCUUCCAAUCCUCAGAACCAAAGAAUGUGAAGGGGGUCCAUGGAGGGCUCACGUCCCCGCGUCUUGGUCGGCCACCUAGAGCCUCCCCCACCCGCCUUCGACGGCGAGCUGGAUCUGCAGCACUACUCCAACGGACCGGGUGUGAGCGCCGGCUCUCCUGGGAUGGGAGCAGUGGGCUGGACUGAGACUCGUGCAGGCGAACGGCGCUUCCCCUGUCCCGUGUGCGGAAAGCGCUUCCGAUUCAAUUCCAUCCUGGCUUUGCACCUGCGAGCCCACCCGGGCGCCCAAGCCUUCCAGUGUCCCCACUGUGGCCACCGCGCCGCGCAGCGGGCUCUGCUGCGCUCACAUCUCCGAACGCACCAGCCCGAGCGUCCACGAAGCCCUGCCGCACGGCUGUUGCUGGAGUUGGAGGAACGCGCCCUACUACGUGAAGCCCGACUGGGGAGAGCCAGAAGCUCGGGGGCCAUGCAGGCUACCCCUGCCCAGGCAGAGGGCCUGGCGCGCCCUCAGGUUCCUUCCUCGUCUGCCUUCCCUUGCCCUUUCUGCAAAGGCAAGUUUCGCACCUCGGCGGAGCGGGAACGCCACCUGCAUAUCCUGCACAGGCCCUGGAAGUGCAGCUUGUGCAGUUUUGGCUCCAGCCAGGAGGAGGAGUUGCUGCACCACAGUCUGACGGCCCACGGGGCUCCCGAGCGCCCCCUGGCGGCGACUUCUACGCCCGAACCCCAGCCUCCACCUCAGCCAGAACCCAGAUCUGCCCUUGAGCCUGAGACUGAACCUGAACCUAGGCCAGAGCCCGAACGUGAGGCGAACCCGGCCCCGACUCCUGCCCCUCUGGAGGAACCCCCUGCGCCACCUGAGUUCCGGUGCCAGGUGUGCGGCCAGAGCUUUACGCAGUCCUGGUUUCUCAAGGGUCACAUGCGCAAGCACAAGGCCUCCUUUGAUCAUGCGUGCCCCGUGUGUGGCCGCUGCUUCAAGGAGCCCUGGUUCCUUAAGAACCACAUGAAGGUGCACACCAGCAAGCUGGGUCCUUUGCGUGCCCCGGGGCCUGGCUCCGCGCCUGCCAGGGCCCCUCAGCCUCCUGACCUGAGCCUCCUGGCUUAUGAGCCACUGGGCCCUGCGCUCCUCCUGGCCCCAGCACCCACCCCGGCUGAGCGCCGAGAGCCCCCGAGCCUCUUAGGCUACCUGAGUGUACGAGCUGGGGAGGUACGGCCCAAUGGUGAGGGUGCCGACCCUGGAGCUGGCCGAAACUAUGGAGGAUUCCGCCCGCUGCCUUCAGCUCUUCCCAAUCGGGCUCGGCGACACCGCACCGAGGAACCAGAGGAGGAAGAAGAGGUGGUGGAGGCGGAAGAGGAGAGCUGGGCCCGGGGCAGGUCGCUGGGCACUCUGACUAACCUGCACCCCCACCCAGGUGAGGGGUCAGGACAGUCUGCACCUGCCGUGGGGGCCCAGGCAAGAUCUACGGCCACCCAAGAAGAAAAUGGGCUGCUGGUUGGAGGGACCCGAAACGAAGCGGGCCGUGGGGCCACUGGCAAGGAUUGCCCGUUCUGUGGAAAAUCUUUCCGCUCUGCGCAUCACCUGAAAGUGCAUCUCCGCGUGCACACAGGUGAGCGUCCCUACAAGUGUCCACACUGCGACUAUGCAGGUACCCAGUCGGGCUCGCUCAAGUACCACCUUCAGCGUCACCACCGAGAGCAGAGGAGCAGUGCAGGUCCGGGGCCGCCUCCAGAACCCCCGCCCCCUUCCCCGCGGGGCGCAGCCUCACUGCAGCAGCAGCAGCAGCAGCAGUCGGGAGCCAAGCCAACUCAGGCCUCUGCCACCUGGGUGGAGGGCGCUGCAAGUACCCGGCCUCCGAGCAGCACCGGACCAGGGUCCCGUAGGAAGCCUGCCAGCCCUGGGAGGACCCUGCGCAACGGGAGAGGUGGUGAGGCUGAACCCCUGGACCUGUCCCUCCGGGCAGGCCCGGGAGGUGAGGCCGGGUCAGGGGGUGCCCUUCACCGCUGCCUCUUCUGCCCCUUUGCCACCGGAGCCCCUGAGCUCAUGGCCUUGCAUCUGCAAGUACAUCACAGCCGGAGGGCUCGGGGCCGCCGGCAGCCCCGAGCUGACACGUCUCCGCCCUAUGUCCGAGCAGCGUCGGGAGAGACGCCUCCCAGCCCUCCCCUAGAAGAGGAGGGCAGUCCCGGGCUGUCUAGAUCUGGAGAGGCAGGUCUUGGGGGGCAAGAACGGUAGGAGGGAGCCCUCAUAGACUCUGAGUGAUUAGCUUAGUAAGCUUACCCCGCGGGAGCGGGGAAGUGCUAGAGGUAGUUGGGUAGAGCAGCCAGCAGGGAGCAGUGUGGGACCCGUAUCCCAGCCCAAGGUGGACCAAGAGGUAAAGCGGGCAGUGGGUGAAGGAGGGUGGGCAAGCAGUACCCCCACCCAGCCCAGGGGAGUCACAGUGCCUUAGAAGUGGCAGAGGGGAGGGUCAAAGAGCGGGGUCCUAGGGCUGGUAGAGGAUGUGUUCCUGGUGAGGGGCCACUCUGCCAGUUUCUGCUGGUCCAUAGGCACGAGAGUUUAUUUUUGUAUAAGGGGUGGGGGUGGGGGGCACUGUACCCUUCUAGCCCUGUCAGGGGCCCUGUAGACGUUGCUAUUUUUGGUACGAUUCCUGUCAUCCCUGUUGAAGAGUCAUGUCCCCAAUAAACAGGUGUCUUGAGGCACAAGG
Peromyscus leucopus (white-footed mouse) is the source of this 6020-nucleotide messenger RNA. RefSeq names its product zinc finger protein 219 (gene Znf219). The transcript is spliced from 5 exons. Gene Ontology annotation, cellular component: nucleus. Lineage: Eukaryota; Metazoa; Chordata; Mammalia; Rodentia; Cricetidae. The record is from RefSeq and is a predicted model, not a curated record. Gene Ontology annotation, molecular function: DNA-binding transcription factor activity, RNA polymerase II-specific; RNA polymerase II cis-regulatory region sequence-specific DNA binding. Gene Ontology annotation, biological process: regulation of DNA-templated transcription. The coding region runs from base 3365 to 5551 and encodes 728 amino acids.